AUGGUCUUCGUCGGCUACGAUAGGCACGCCAAAGCCUAUCGUCUCCUCAAUCCCUCCUUGUUGCGAGUCUGCCUGAGUCGAGAUGUGUCCUUUCUUGAAACCGAGUUCCCCUUCUCCUCCACGCCCGCUCACGCCGCGCCGCCAUCGAUCCCGGGUUACAGCCGCGCUAGUCCAUCUAUUGUCGAACCUACACCGCCAGUCGUUGACUCUAGACCAGUCGAGGCUCCAUUGGCACCGGCACCGGCACCCGUGGAAGUUCCAGCACCACAGGCAACGAACACGUCAAAAGCUCCCUCACCACCAGCAACAAUUGCAUCGGAAAACAAUGACGACCCUGCCUCGGUCGCGGACGCAAACAUGACGCAACCACCUCCGGCUCCCGCCCCACUUGCCAAAGCCAAGCCGACUUGGGAAUAUGGCGAUGUCGCGAAGGUUGGUCCAGAUCCAGGGAAGUACGGCGAAGUCAACGCUAGUAACAUCAUUGAAGGCCCCAGGACUCGUCGCAAGCUCGUUCCCACAUUAAUCACGCAAGACCAGCCAGAAAGCGGUCCCGAUGGACCCACCGACUCCUUUAAAAGCCUUCUCCUCGCCUUCGCAGCCAUCAAGGAGGGCUUUGCCGAUCACGACUUGGCAGUGGUUCGCGACCUGUCGAAUUGGGGCAACGUCAUUCAAUCGGGACAAGAAGAGCUUUGGCGGGCUCCAGCGCAGGACGAAUUCAAUUCACUUCUCAAUGAUUACAAAGUCUUCAAGAUCAUUGACUCCUGCGAGCUCCCCUCAGGCGAGAUCCUCUUGCGAUUGGGCUGGGUAUUCCGGACUAAGCGCAACCAGCACGGGGACAUCACCGAUCACAAAGCCAGACUCGUAGCUCACGGAUGCGCUCAACGUCCCGGCCUCGACUUUGAACAGACCUACACCCCCGUCGUCAAAUUCACGUCCAUUUGUGCCCUCAUUGCACUUGCCGCAGCCAACAGAUAUCACGUCCAUCAAGCCGACGUCAACAAGGUGUACCUACAUGGCAAACUGGACAAACCUCUCUACAUGCGCAUCCCUCAGGGCAUUGACCUGCCCGGUAAGAUCCUCAAGCUGUCCAAAUCUAUCUAUGGCCUUUGCUAGGCCGGCACAAUCUGGAACACCGAGAUCGACUCGACUCUGCGGUCUCUUGGCUAUGUCCCUACCAAGUCUGAUAUCUGCAUCUACCGCCAAGAACACAACGGGAAAUCCCAUUACAUUGCCUUGUACGUCGACAACUUGCUGUUGGUAGGGCCCUCAAUUGCCAAGAUCGACCGGGUGCUCGACGCGUUGGAACUCACCUAUGGCGUCAAACGUCUCGGACCUGCCGAAUACAUCCUAGGCAUCCAAGUCAAGCGUGGACAAGACGGAUCCAUCACACUGUCGCAGGAACGCUACCUUCGGGACAUCCUCGCUAGGUUCCAAUUUGCCGACGCCAAGCCCGCAAGUAUUCCAAUGCAGCCGGGUGUCGUCCUUGACUUCUAGGAUUCAGCUGCCACUCCUCAGGACCGUACGCGCUAUUUGCAGGCCAUUGGUUCGUUGAUGUACGCCGCAGUCGGGACUCGCCCCAAUCUUGCCUUCGUGGUCAGCUACCUUGCUCGCUUCUCUCAACAGCCAGGUCCCGCGCAUUGGACAGCAAUCAAGCAGGUCCUUCGCUACAUCAAAGGCACUCUGGACUUGGGUCUCACCUACAGCAAGACCAGCAAAGAGUUCCAUGGCUACUCGGAUGUGAAUUGGGGAGCCUGUCUGACCACCUCGAGAUCAACCAUGGGCUACGCGUUCAUCUACUCCGGAGCCGUGAUCGCCUGGUGCUCAAAACGCGAGCACAGGGUGGCCAAGUCGACCACAGACGCUGAGUACCUAUCCCUUUCAUACACAAGUGGUGAUGCCAUGAUGGCCACCUCAGCAAACUCCUGGCUGAACUCGGUGCCCCGGUCUCCGGCCCAGUCGUGCUCUACGGCGACAAUCAAGGUUCGCUGGCUCUUGCACAACAUCCAACCAACCAUCAGGGGUCCCGUCACGUUCGUAUUUCGGAGCAUUACGUCCGUGAGAGGGUUGCUGAGAAGGAGAUCGAGGUCCGCUACAUCGACACCGGCAACAUGUUUGCCAACAUCUUCACCAAAGCCUUGGGUCCCAAGCUGUUCCUAUUUCAUCGGGAAAACUUGGGUUUACGGAGUGCAGUGGUAUGA
Messenger RNA from Microbotryum saponariae, 2198 nucleotides. The record is from the annotation of a GenBank genome assembly. Lineage: Eukaryota; Fungi; Basidiomycota; Microbotryomycetes; Microbotryales; Microbotryaceae.